Messenger RNA from Psilocybe cubensis, 588 nucleotides. RefSeq lists its product as uncharacterized. The record is from RefSeq and is a predicted model, not a curated record. NCBI's taxonomy places the organism in Eukaryota, Fungi, Basidiomycota, Agaricomycetes, Agaricales, Agrocybaceae. The transcript is spliced from 2 exons. Bases 1 to 588 code for a protein of 195 amino acids.
AUGCCCGAAAAAACGCUGUCCAUCUACGUCGUAGGCCCCUCGUCUACAGGAAAGACGACACUUUGCAAUGCCUUGGCCCAGCGUCUAGGGCUUCAAAAGCCUGCCUAUGUUACUGAAAUUGCUCGCAAGGUCAUGCGUGACAAAGGUUACUCGCGCGACACCAUCGGUUCAUUGCAAAUGCAACAGGACAUCAUGGAGGCAUAUUUUGAGCAAGAAAAGAUGUUGGAUGAGCUUGGAUGUUGUGUUCGUCUGUUCGACAGAUCGGCGCUUGAUCCUGUUGUUUAUGCUAUCCUCACCUCUACUGACGCCGACGACAGACGGGCAAGGAAGGAAUUUCUCCUGAACAGCGACAAAUUCCGCAAGGUUUUGGCUAGAUAUCGCUCCGACACGUCUCUCGUCAUCUUACUGAAGCCAGUAUCAGAAUGGAUACACGAUGAUGGUGUCCGGAGCUUGGAAAACCAGCAAGAAUGUGGGGAGAUCUUUGAGGCAUUGUUGCACGAGUUGAAUAUCAAAUAUCGGGUGUUUGGAAAAGGAGUCAAGUACCUGGAAGAACGCGUUACAGUAGUUAUGGGGUUGGCAAAGCUUUAG